Messenger RNA from Ctenopharyngodon idella (grass carp), 6125 nucleotides. RefSeq names its product exocyst complex component 6 (gene exoc6). Lineage: Eukaryota; Metazoa; Chordata; Actinopteri; Cypriniformes; Xenocyprididae. Gene Ontology annotation, biological process: Golgi to plasma membrane transport; exocytosis; intracellular protein transport. Gene Ontology annotation, cellular component: exocyst; membrane. The record is from RefSeq and is a predicted model, not a curated record. Bases 25 to 2409 code for a protein of 794 amino acids. The transcript has 23 exons.
GCUCUCCCAACACAACACACAGACAUGUACGGCAGCAGUAGCAGUCUCAAGACUCCCACAAGUCCCCAAGAAGAGGACAAAGGAGAAGGAAAGGUCUAUGGGAAUGUUUUUGCAGAACUGGAAUCAGUAGACCUGCCCCUAGGAACGACUUUGAGAUCCGUUUACGAUGAUCAGCCCAACGCACACAAAAGGUUUAUGGAGAAACUUGAUGCCAGAAUACGCAACCAUGACAGAGAGAUUGAGAAAAUGUGCAACUUCCAUCAUCAGGGAUUCGUGGACGCCAUCACAGAACUGCUGAAAGUCCGAGCGGAUGCUGAGAAACUGAUGGGCCAAGUGAGUGACACCAAUCGAAGACUUCAAGACGCCGGACGGGAGGUGACGGCCCAAACGGAGGAGGUCAUCCGCUGCCGGGUUCAACAGAGGAACAUGGCCACCACUGUGGAGAAGUUGCAGCUCUGCAUUCCCGUCCUGGAAAUGUACAGCAAAUUGAAGGAGCAGCUUGAAUCGAAAAGAUACUACUCUGCAUUGAAAACUAUGGAGCAGCUAGAAAACAUUUAUAUUCCCAGAGUGAGCCAGUACAGGUUCUGCCAAAUUAUGGCUGAGACACUUCCUAAACUCAGAGAGGAGAUUAAGGAGAUCUCCAUGUCUGACCUGAAAGACUUCUUGGAGAGUAUCCGAAAACACUCAGACAAGAUUGGUGAAACCGCAAUGAGACAGGCUCAGCAGCACCGUACGUUUAACAGUGCGGUGCAGAAGCAGGACUCUCUGAGCUGUGCCAAACCUCUGUAUGGUCUGAACGGCCGAACACCCCUCCAUCACAACGGCCUGAGCACAGAGGCAGCAGAUGAAGAGGAGAUGGAUGAGGAGGUCUUGACGGCGCAGGAUCUGGUGGAUUUUUCACCAGUAUACCGAUGUCUUCACAUCUACACUGUUCUGGGAGACAGAGAGACAUUUGAAAAUUACUAUAGGAAACAAAGAAAAAAACAAGCAAGACUGGUUCUGCAGCCUCAAUCUAACAUGCAUGAAACAGUGGAGGGCUACAGGAAGUACUUUAAUCAGAUUGUUGGGUUCUUUGUGGUGGAAGAUCACAUAUUACAUGCCACACAAGGUCUGGUGACCAGAGCCUUCACAGAUGAGCUGUGGAAUAUGGCCCUGUCCAAAAUCAUUGCAGUGCUCCGCACACACUCUUCCUACUGCAAUGAUCCCGACCUGGUCCUAGAACUGAAGAACCUGAUAGUUAUAUUUGCAGACACUUUACAGGGUUAUGGCUUCCCUGUGAACAGACUUUUUGACCUUUUGUUUGAGGUUCGAGAUCAGUACAAUGAAACAUUGCUCAAGAAAUGGGCCCUGGUGUUCAGGGAUAUUUUUGAGCAGGACAACUACAGCCCCAUUCCAGUGGAGAAUGAAGAGGAGUAUAAGGCUGUGGUCAGUCGCUUCCCCUUCCAUGAUGCAGAGAUAGAAAAGCAACAAUUUCCAAAGAAGCUGCCCAUGUCCCAGUCAGUGCCUCAAAUCUACUCUCAAGUAAAGGAGUUUAUUUACGCCAGCUUGAAGUUCUCAGAGUCACUCCAUCGCAGCUCAACCGAGAUUGACGACAUGCUCCGUAAAUCCACCAACCUGCUGCUGACGAGGACGUUGAGCAGCUGCUUACAAAACCUCAUCAAAAAGCCGCACAUAGGAUUAACAGAGCUAGUUCAAAUUAUCAUCAACACCACCCACUUAGAGCACGCGUGUAAAUACCUGGAGGAUUUUAUCACGAACAUCACCAAUGUUUCCCCGGAAACGGUUCACACCACAAGACUCUACGGGCUUUCCACCUUCAAGGAUGCCAGACACGCAGCUGAAGGAGAGAUAUACACCAAACUCAACCAGAAGAUCGAUGAGUUCAUUCAGCUUGCUGAUUAUGAAUGGGGCAUGGCGGAGUCGGACGGCAGGGCCAGCGGCUACCUUAUGGACCUCAUUAACUUCCUGCGCAGCACCUUCCAAGUCUUCACGCACCUUCCGAAUAACUACAAUGAUCAUGCUGCAAUGUCGGGUAAGGUGGCGCAGACGGCGUGUAUGUCUGCCUGUAAGCACCUAGCCACAUCGCUGAUGCAGAUGCUUCUGGAUACUGAGCUCAAACAGAUCAGCAUGGGAGCCAUUCAGCAGUUCAACCUGGACGUCAUACAGUGUGAACUGUUUGCCAGUUCAGAGCCCGUGCCAGGAUUCCAGGGGGACACGCUGCAGUUGGCCUUCAUUGACCUCCGACAGCUUCUAGAUCUGUUUAUGGUGUGGGAUUGGUCCACAUACCUGGCAGACUAUGGACAGCCCACCUCGAAGUACCUGCGGGUUAACCCCUCCACUGCGCUAGCACUUUUGGAGAAGGUCAACAGGGGGUACGUAGAUCCAACAUGGAUUUCUUUCUCUCCAUAGUAAUGUGAUAUGCUGCAUGAAUAGACUCUUGCGUUCUUAGAUGUGAAUAGUAUUUUUAGAAUAAAUAUCAUUUAUUUCACCAUCAUUUAUUCAUCCCACACCCAUUUCAGCAUACAUACUGUACAGAGUGGCUGAAUAAUAAUAUAAUAUGAAUAAUUCACAUAUCAUGAUACAUAAGUCAUGCAUCACUAUAUCAUAACUAAAUCAUUACUAAUGAUUCUUACCUCUCUGAAAACCAACUAAACCAACAGCUUUGACCUGACUGCAUAUACCUACUACAGUUUCCGGAUCCAUUCAGAAUUACUAAACACAGCAACAUACACAUGACAAAUAACAACGUUAUCCUGAAUGUGUGUGAAAACAAUGUACUGAAAUGUGUCUGCAUAAAUACAAUGUGCGAACAGUGCGUCGAGAGUGCGCAUACACGGUGUGUUUGUGCAUCAAUAUCACGGACUCACACGUGCUUACUAUAUGAUUCCUGUACGUCACCUCAAUCGUCUUUACCUUGAUUAGAGUCUGCAUUCAUCAAAACUUUACUAGCGAGACGCUGGUUUGCUAUAUCCAGCCAAGAAACAUAGUUUGCGUAUCAUCUGGCCAUACAGUGGUGGGAUGUUUUGAUGUUCCGUUCAGUCUGUAUUUCACAAGCUUCAAAUCACAGAGCUUGUGUUUUAAAGGUGCAGUGUGUAAAUUUUAGCGCCAUCUAGCAGUGAGAUUGCGAAUUGCAAUAUAGAGAAGCUACGGUGGCCAACACAGGACAAAGAUGUCAUCGUCUGAGACAGCAGAGAGUAGCCAGUCAAGCAAACGCACUCUGUAGAACAGUUUGUCCGUUUAGGGCUACUGUAGAAACAUGUCGGCACAAAAUGGCAUGUAAGGGGACCCAUGGUGUAUGUAGAUACAAAUGGCUCAUUCUAAGUUAAUAAAAGCAUAACAGUUCAUUAUGUAAGGUCUUUAUACACCACUGAAAACAUAGUUAUGUAUAUAUUGCAUUCUGUCAGUAGAUCCUCCUAAAAUGUACACAUUGCACCUUUUAAAGCAAAACACACACUCGAAUGAAUAAUUCACUGAAAACUGGCCAUGAGUCUCUAUUUUCUCUGCCAUCUCUGAUGUAAUAACCCUGGUUUACUUUACAUUUGCGCUGCUUUGGACUGAUUGUUUGAAUGAAUUCACUUACUGGAUAAUUGGACUGAAAACUUUGAGUUUAGCAGCUUAAAAUGACCUGAACGCAAACAGAGAAGAGAAACUGAAUAAAUUUCAGCCUACCAGGGUUACAGGUACUUGCGCCAUUGUUGAUAAACUCUCGACUUCUAAGAUUAUCUAACUGUGUGAUGUAAAUUACGUAAUUUUACGUGAUUGUAAUUUUGCAUGCUUCAGAAAUUUUGUUAGUGUUAAAUUAUCUUAACGCGUUAAGGAUUCUCAUUAUAUUUUUAUAUAUAUAUAUAUAUAUAUAUAUAUAUAUAUAUAUAUAUAUAUAUAUAUAUAUAUAUACACACACACACACACACAUCACGUCCUGUUUUUGAUUAGUUUAGAUGUGUUUGCUCCAUGUUGCGUUCAUAUUUCAGUCAAACCGCGUCGAACCACAUCGUUUGGAACUGAAAAGGUGGGUCUCAGUCCGCUUGUUUGGUGCACAUGGGGUUUCGGAUGGCAGCGUUCACACUUAUUCAAAUGAACCGUACUAACAGAGCAAUCGGAUGCGUUGAAUUAUCUUAACGCGUUAAGGAUUCUCAUUAUACAGUCAAACCAAAAAUUAUUCAGACACUAGAUAUAAUUUUUUAUAUUUUUUUUACUAGUGGGUGCAGGACACUAUAGUUCAUUUAUGUAUGUGAGGAUAGCAAAAUAAAGUAAACUGUGACAUACCCAAAAAUUCUUCAUACAGUGGACUACCAGUAAAAUUGAUAAAUUUAGGACCAAAAAUUAUUCAGACACUUUGACCUGACCAUGUUUUGCUUAAGUGUUAUCUGACAUAAUUAAUAUAAAUUUUUUCUGACACACUUUAACUCUGAGAUCUUGUCAUAUUUUAUUACCAAUUUUUUAAACUAUAGUGAAUAAACUGUAUUAAUGAAUGAAAUGUUCAAGGUGUCUGAAUAAAUUUUGGUUUGUACAUAGAUGUUUUCUGAAGUGUGUUCAUACUGUCUUCAUCAUAUGUUCAACUGCUAUUAUAAACUGUUAUAUUAUCAUCUCAUAUUGCUUUUCCAGGAUGAAAGACACAAGUAAAAAGAACAACAUCUUCUCCCAGUUCAGGAAGAACGACCGUGACAAACAGAAAUUGAUCGAGACGGUGGUCAAGCAGCUGAGAAGUCUGGUGAACGGAAUGUCCCAGCAUUCCUAGAGUCGUUCACAUGAACUCCAAACACUGGGCUCGGUUUGACAACGUAACUUAUAAACUAUAUUAUACUUCUUGCUUUGGCCCUUUUUUCAAGUCGCUGUAAGGUAACUCUCAAAGUACUGUGGUAUAUUUUGACUGCAUCCUCCAUGUCUUCUGCCAAAAUAUUCACCACUGUAGGCUAAUAAUGUAAAUUGAAGAAGAAGAAGAAGAAGAAAAAAAAACAGAAGUUAUGCAGUAAUUUUUUUGUAAUGUAUUUUUAAAGGUUGAGAAUUAUGUUUUGUACGUUGUGAAAGUGCAAUGACUCUAACACUACACUUGAGAGAGCGGAGGUGUGUAUGUGACUGCUGAUGCUGAUGGUCAUGUUGCAACCUGUAUGAAAUUCUCCCUAGUGUAACAAGGAUGAAGUUUUUAUUGUAAAUAUUUUUAAAUGUAUUUAACACUGCUAUGGAAUCAUGCUUCCCAUCGGUCUGCCUUGAGUUGAAUGUGACUCAGAUUAGGUAACUUAUAAAUGAUAAAAACAUUUGCAUGAGAAUGCUUCAUUUUUUCCUUUAAAGUUGGCAGACUUUGUUCAAACUUAUGUGCACAGAAAGCACUUCUUAAUGUAAAAGAAUCUAAAAUCGUCAGCUACAUUUCACUGAAUGAUGUACAAAUGCACCACAGAAUUAUAUUUAAUUUUUAUUUUCUCAGGGUGAAAUGAAAGCUUUGGGUUUAAAUGCUUUAGAAUCGCAUUUCAAGAUGAAAAUAAAUAAGCAAUAAUUGGUCCAGCUGCAGACUCUGUGCAAAGUUGCAUUGAAAAAAAUCCACAAUCAUUUCGUUAUUCACUUAUGGUUUUAUUUUGUUUCUUAAAAUUUAUUUUUUACAGGCAUUUUGCACUGAAAAUUAUUUAAGUUUUAACAAGCAACUGUAUGCUUAUGUAUUUAAAGUACCAUUGUAUAUAUGCCACAAUAUUUUGUUAAAAUUGGGGGGAAAAAAUGGAAUGUAAAGAUAAAACAUUUGUCAUUAGCUCUGAGAGUGUUUCCAUAUUUCCAUAUCCUGGAAAUUUACAACACUAAUAUUGGUUUCACUUUAAAAUAACUCUCAUAACUUAAAGACUUGCUUAACAAAUUAGUAGUUCCAUAAUAUUCAGAUAUCAAAACAGAUGAAUCAUGGUUUAAAGACAUUACAAGUAUUUGAAUGUACAUUAGCCAAUUAUCUGUUAAGCGUUAUUUAUGAAAGUUAUUAUAAAGUGUCACCAUGAUAUUCAAUAUUUCAAUGAGGCAGACAGAAUCACAAUAUCCAUAACUCUCUAACUGGCAUUACCUGGAGUUACACAAACCCAAGUGACUUCAAUUGGUUUCAAAGCCCACUCAUUUUUAUUUGUGUGCUUUAAUAAAAUAUUAUCACAAAAAUA